CGGGCCAAAAUGUGACAAACUUUAUUGGAUAGAGGAAGUAAUAAAGAGAAGACUAUCAUACUACAAAACUAAGCUAGACUCCUAAGAUGUUGCCCACUUGAACAACUGACUCUAAUAUGGCUAAGGCACGUCAUACCCCAGAACUGUGGCCGUGUCGCCCAGUUGCGCAGCGGGCACGAACACCAGUACACCACACUCUCACGGUGUACACGCGACAUCCCAGAUACCGCUCGUCGCCUCUCUUUUCCUGAUGGGCCCACUGCCUAUUGAAAAACCUGGCACCCAACCAAGAACCCGUAACCAAAAUCCCCACUUUUUAUCCUCCACCACAGUAAAAACCCAAUUUUGGGGAGGCCCUAAAUCUUUGUUCGACAAAACAAUGCAACUAUUGCACCGUCCAUCACAAGAAAAAUCAAAGAUUUGGACGUAGCAUAAGCUAAACAGCUGUCCUCGUACAAAUGGGGACCAAAACAAAUAACACAGUACCCACAACUUUAUGACCUAACAAAACCUAAUAAUAUUUGUACCGAGACAUUGAAUUGAAACUCACUACUUCCACAAUAAAAAUGGCCAAGUCCCCACUUUGCUUCAAAUUCACUGGCUCCUAGCAUCCAAAACAUCAUGUGGGAAAAUAUAUAAUAUACUGUGACAAUAUAAUAAAUUUGGAAAACACGUGUCUGGAUAUGAGUGGGGAGUAAAAUAUACAAUUAUUGAACUUCCCACUUUCCAGCCAAGAACCUAACAAUACAAUGUGGGGAACCCUCUUGGACAACGACCACCAAAACAAAGAUGAAAAUCAUUACUAGGCGGAGUAAUUUCUAAAGUGGCAAAUAAUAAUAAUUUAACGCUUACCAUCUUCAUUUUCUAUUUAUACUAAUCUAGGGUAAUAACGAGGAAGAAACCAAGAGCUUAAAAGUGAUCCACAGAGUGACAUGGUAUUAACUAUUAACCGUGUGAGGUACACAAAAUUUAACCGUCUCAGAUCAGAAAAGGCUCUGGUAUGAAAAUACCUUAGAAAAAUCUCUGAAGUUGAACCGAUUCCUGAUUGGCUGAGAAGCUUUUCAAGAACAGAAUAACAUGAUAAAUGCAUGUGUAGGAAGAUGAGUUGUAUAGUCCAAGCUUUAUAUCAAGAAACUGAUGUAGGGUCACAUAAAAGAGUUUUAUCGAAAGAUUAAGAGUGGUCUCAAAUAUAUCUUUUACGUCAAUCGGGUUGCAAAUUGUUACACUUUAGCAUGCUUUAACACCAAAAUUGUUACACUUUAGCAUGCUUUAACACCAAAAUUGUUUUGUACAAAAUUAGACUACGCAUUCAAGAAAAAAGGAAAAGGGAAAAGAUGGCAUCAGUACCUGUGGUCCUGGCCUAUUUCUGCUCUCUCUUCAACCAGUCAAGCUUGACUUAUUCACCUUGUUUCACUUUUGUCAUCUGGUUACUAUUCUCCGGGCAUUCACUCUCCAAGGUUCUACGCCAAAAGAAUGGAAACCGACAGGGAAGUAGGGAAAAUGAUCAUCCAGGAAACUGAAUUCGACGAGGAAGGUGAAGAUGACGAAGACAUCGGAGAAGAUAACAAGAAAGAAGGAGCAUUGACUCCCUCCAAAAGAAGAGCAUCUAGUGCAGGAGGAUCGACACAGCGUUCUUGUCAGGCAGAAGACUGCACUGCUGAUAUGGCUGAUGCCAAGCCUUAUCAUCGUCGACAUAAAGUUUGUGAAUUUCAUGCCAAGGCGGCAGUGGUUCUUCUUUCUGGCAUAAGACAGCGUUUCUGCCAACAGUGUAGCAGGUUUCACGAACUAUCAGAGUUUGAUGAAGCUAAAAGAAGUUGCCGCAGGCGUUUGGCAGGGCACAAUGAGCGACGGCGCAAGAGUUCAUAUGAUUCUCACUGAAAAGAGAUGUAAUCAAAUAAUUUAGUCUCUAAGAGGACUGAAAUUCACACAAUCCAGAUUGAUGAGGAUGGCCUUAUAAUGGGCCCUACUCCUGAGGAUUCAGUGUGCUCUCUAUCUUCUGUCAAUUGCUGGAUUUCUUUCCACGAAGAACCAGCUCAUUCUGUAUGAGUCAAAUAUUUUGAAACCAUUUCUUGCCCUUGUGGUUUGAUUGGUAUUGACAACAUAUGUGUCAUGCCACACAAGGAAGCUUUAUUUAUCUUUACUUUGAUCUUUUAGACCUAUCAA
Molecule: messenger RNA, 2163 nt
Organism: Salvia splendens (bonfire salvia)
Lineage: Eukaryota; Viridiplantae; Streptophyta; Magnoliopsida; Lamiales; Lamiaceae
Product: squamosa promoter-binding protein 1
Exons: 2
Coding region: 1474-1878 (134 amino acids)
Biological process (GO): flower development
Cellular component (GO): nucleus
Molecular function (GO): DNA-binding transcription factor activity; DNA binding
Source: RefSeq, a predicted model, not a curated record